This is a messenger RNA of Cucurbitaria berberidis CBS 394.84, 780 nucleotides long. Its product is annotated as Isochorismatase hydrolase. Bases 1 to 780 code for a protein of 259 amino acids. Lineage: Eukaryota; Fungi; Ascomycota; Dothideomycetes; Pleosporales; Cucurbitariaceae. The record is from RefSeq and is a predicted model, not a curated record. The transcript is spliced from 3 exons.
AUGUUGACAUCUUUCCUCACCAUAGCCGCUGCUCUCCUCAGCGCUCACGCUGUACCAUUCUCUAGCAAACUACACAAGCGGACGGCACUAGUCGUAAUCGAUGUCCAGAACGACUUCAUCAACGGUUCGCUUGCAAACCCUCGAGCCCCCGCCAUUCUCCCCAAGGUCUACCAGCUGCUUGACGACCAUGAGUGGCCCUUCAUCGUCGCUUCUCAAGACUGGCAUCCCAAGGGUCACGUCUCCUUCGCUUCUGCACAUUCUGGAGCAAAGCCUGGAGAUAGUGUCAAUGUCACCUUCGUCGACACUCCUACUAAGACCGAGACGCAAAACGUCUUCGCGGAUCAUUGUGUCCCUGGAACCUGGGGCGCGGAGAUUGAAGAUGGAGUAAAGACACGAUUGCAAUACCUUGAGGGCUACCGAACGCCCGUAAACUAUAUCAAGAAGGCGCAGAACCACUCCGUGGACUCUUACUCGGCAUUUGCGGAUAACCAGUAUCAUCAGUUCACUACGCUGAACUCCGAAUUGACCCUUCACAGCAUUGAGACCAUCAUAGUGACUGGUCUUAUCACCAAUGCUUGUGUUCGAGGGACAUGCAUUGACGGGAUUAAGCUUGGAUAUGAGGUCGUCCUUAUUGAGGAUGCUACUGAGACCUUGUCAGAUGAUAUCAAGAGUGCUACUAUUGACGAAUUGGAGGGUUGGGGUGUCCAAGUUAUGAACCUCACGAACUGGGAAACCGCAAACCCCACCGGGCUGAGGAGGCGGUCGAUGAGGGAGCUCUGA